Mercenaria mercenaria is the source of this 579-nucleotide messenger RNA. RefSeq names its product serine protease inhibitor dipetalogastin-like. Bases 95 to 508 code for a protein of 137 amino acids. Lineage: Eukaryota; Metazoa; Mollusca; Bivalvia; Venerida; Veneridae. Gene Ontology annotation, molecular function: protein binding; collagen binding; calcium ion binding. The record is from RefSeq and is a predicted model, not a curated record. The transcript is spliced from 4 exons. Gene Ontology annotation, biological process: anatomical structure development.
GACACCUUGGUCUACACGCUUGCUAUAGUUUGGUUUGAUUACGAUAUAAAAUCCACAUAUCUUUCAUUGUUUUCCAAAUUUUCAAGACAUAAGCAUGUUAGCCGGAAGUCUCAGUUUUGUGAUCUUAAUCAUUUUUGUACAUGCAGGCCCACUUGAACGUCAUCCUGCUCUCAAGGCGGUCAAUGCAUGUCCUCUAUUCUGCGCGCAAGAUGUUUUAGACCAGAUGUGCGGAUCAGAUGGACGAACUUACGACAGUAUGUGUGAAUUCCACCUAGCAAAAUGCAGAAAUCCUCGUCUUCAGAUUGCGUUUAGUGGACAAUGUCCAGUCCCCGUCCAGUCAAGAGGAAUAAUUUGCACGACACCCUGGUGCUGGCCCUUGGAUGAACCAGUUUGUGGUUCGGACAGACUGACGUAUAAAAACCAGUGUGAACUGAACAAUGCAAUGUGUGAUAACGAGAGCCUUAAAACAGAGCAUCAAGGACCGUGUAAUCCAGCAACAUCGCAAUAAGUUUGUCAUCUUUGUUUAUCAGGCUGAAAUAUAUUUAAAAUUUACAGACAGUAAACUAUGUUUCAAAGAUA